AUGACUCCUUCUUCAACAACAAAAUUGACCCUCAAACUUCUUAUUGACACAAAGAAUGAAAAAGUUUUAUUUGCUGAAGCAUCAAAACCUGUCGUAGAUUUUAUUUUCAACAUCCUUAGCUUGCCUAUAGGCACGGUAGUGAAGCUCAUAGGCAACAACGGCAUGGUUGGUAGCAUUGGGAAUCUGUAUCAAAGUGUCGAAAACCUCAACCACAAUUACAUGCAACAAUACCUAAGUAAGGAUGUUCUCUUAAAUCCAUCAGCUCCCAGAUGGUCAAUUGAAAUCACUCACUGUCUUCCCCCACAUGAAGAACCUCUUCAAACUUUAAAUGCAACCUCUGCUGUUAUUCUCGAGGAUGAAUUGGACAAAGAACAUCAGAUGAAAUACGACGACUAUGAUGAGGACGAAGACGAGGACGAGGAUGAGGAAGACGAAGAGGCAGAAGAGUCCGAGGAAGACAGCCUAGCAGGAGGAGAAACUAUGUUUUAUAUGUGCCCAAAUGAAUGUAGCUAUAAUGUCACAUGUGAUAAAACAACACGUUGUUCUAGUUGCAAGAGAGCUAUGAACAAUAAAAUAAAUCACGUUGGAAAUUAUGUUGAUAAAGAGUACACAAUUAAGAAUGGCUUUGUUAAAGAUGUAACUUUCAUUGUUAUGGAUGAUUUAGUCAUUCAGCCCAUGCAGGCCUUACCAGGUAUUACCAUACUUAACAAGUUCAAUAUCAAAGAUAUUGGUACUUUGAAAGAAAUGGUGGUUGAGUUGGGAGUGGAUGAGGGUAUCAAGUUGCUAAAGGCUUCUCUGCGAUCGAAGAUGGUUUUGACAAGUGUUUUCCUCAAGAAGGAGUAUUGA
Molecule: messenger RNA, 846 nt
Organism: Trifolium pratense (red clover)
Lineage: Eukaryota; Viridiplantae; Streptophyta; Magnoliopsida; Fabales; Fabaceae
Exons: 2
Coding region: 1-846 (281 amino acids)
Source: RefSeq, a predicted model, not a curated record